AUGGGUAAAGGUCGUUCUAAGUUUAAGCAAGCCGCUCCUCCAAGUUUGGAUGAGUUUUUGGCUAAGAAAGAGAAGAAGCAGAACAAGUUAAACAAGAAGUCUAAGAGAACCCAUGAGGACAAAGAUGACGGUAAGAAGAGUAAGAAGCAGAAGAAGUCCAAGUCUAAGAGAGCUGAAACUGAGGAAACUGAGGAAGAACCAGCUGACCUACCAGAAGUCGACUAUGAGGAAUUGUCAAAGGCCAAGAAGUCUCUGUUCGAUGAUGAGGAAGACGCAGGUGCAGACAGUAAUGAUGAGGAAGAACUAGAUGAUGAUGAAUUGAAGGAUGAAUUUGACCUUGAACAAGAGUAUGACUACGAUGAAGACGAGGAAGCCGAGGCUAAGCCAAUGUUCUCUGAUGAUGAAGAAGAUGAAGAAGAAUUGGAGAGGUUGAAUGCUAACAACAUGGAAUUCUUGUCUAAGAGAUUGGAUGAAGAAGAAGCUGAAGAAGCUGAGGAAGCCGAGCUUGAAUUAACCGAGGCCCACAAGCAAAACCCAAGAGCUGAUGUUCUUCCUUCAAAGGAAGAAGAAGAGCUAAUGGCUCAAAAUCCACCUGAUUUGACCUCUAUUAGAACCAGAAUUAUAGAAAUUGUUAAAGUUUUGGAGGACUUUAAGACAUUGGGUGCUGAGGGUAGAUCUCGUAGUGAGUACACUGAUAGACUAUUAAAAGAUAUCUGCGAGUAUUUUGGUUACACUCCAUUUUUGGCUGAGAAAUUGUUCAACCUCUUCUCUCCAGCCGAAGCUCUGGAGUUCUUUGAGGCCAACGAAAUUGCUAGACCUAUUACAAUUAGAACCAACACUUUGAAAACAAGUAGAAGAGAUCUUGCACAAGCUUUGGUUAACAGAGGUGUGAAUUUGCAACCUAUAGGUUCUUGGACAAAGGUUGGUCUACAAAUCUUUGACUCUCAAGUCCCAAUUGGUGCUACUCCAGAGUAUCUAGCUGGUAACUAUAUUCUACAAGCAGCAUCAUCUUUCUUACCAGUCGUCGCACUAGACCCACAAGAAAAUGAGAGGGUGCUAGAUAUGGCUUCUGCUCCAGGUGGUAAGACAACUUAUAUUUCCGCGCUUAUGAAGAAUACAGGUUGUGUGUUUGCUAAUGAUGCAAACAAGAAGAGAACAAAAUCAUUGAUUGCUAAUAUCCAUCGUCUUGGAUGCACAAACACAAUUGUUUGUAAUUAUGAUGCUCGUGAAUUUCCAAAGGUUAUUGGUGGGUUUGACAGAGUUCUUUUAGAUGCUCCAUGUUCAGGUACAGGUGUCAUUGGUAAGGAUCAAUCUGUUAAAGUAUCGCGUACCGAGAAAGAUUUCAUUCAAAUUCCUCAUCUACAAAAGCAGUUGCUAUUAUCAGCUAUUGACUCUGUUGAUGCUAACUCCAAAAAAGGUGGUGUCAUUGUAUACUCUACCUGUUCCGUUGCAGUUGAAGAAGAUGAAGCCGUUGUCGACUAUGCUCUAAGAAAGAGACCAAAUGUGAAACUAGUUGACACUGGUCUUCAAAUUGGUAAGGAGGGUUUUGUUAGUUUCAGAGGUAAAAAAUUCCACCCAAGCUUAAAAUUAACAAGGAGGUAUUAUCCACAUACCUAUAAUGUGGAUGGUUUCUUUGUUGCCAAGUUCCAAAAGAUUGGCCCAUCUCCACAUGACGAUAACCAAGCUACUGCUAAAGAAAAGGAAGCAGCUGCAAGAUUGGAAGCCAUCGAGGAAGGUAUUAUCAAGGAAGAUUUCGCCGAGUUUGAGGAUGAAGAAGAUAAGGAAUAUAUAGAAAAGUCCAAGUCGAAGCUACUAAAAAAGAGAGGUGUUAACCCAAAAGCCAAAUUGGAGAAAAAAUGA
Messenger RNA from Nakaseomyces glabratus, 1860 nucleotides. It is a transcript of the gene NOP2, whose product is annotated as rRNA (cytosine-C5-)-methyltransferase NOP2. Gene Ontology annotation, cellular component: nucleolus. Gene Ontology annotation, biological process: rRNA base methylation; maturation of LSU-rRNA. The record is from RefSeq and is a predicted model, not a curated record. NCBI's taxonomy places the organism in Eukaryota, Fungi, Ascomycota, Saccharomycetes, Saccharomycetales, Saccharomycetaceae. Gene Ontology annotation, molecular function: rRNA (cytosine-C5-)-methyltransferase activity; RNA binding.